UUCUGCCCGCUAGUGUUUGUCAGUGCGCGCGUGAAGAGCGGUUUAUUUCCGUGGCGCUGUUUACCUAUUCAAGAUGUAUUUUUAGCUGAACAUUUCUAGCAAAACUGUUUAUUAUCAUUUCGUGUCAAUAGUGUAAAGCAUUGUCAAUGGUUUGCAAGUUAAACUUUAUUCCGUUGUCGUUUUAUUUUUUAAUUAAACAACAAGAAGACACUGAACGCGGAACUGCAGAGGUAGCGCCUCCACGGAUAAGGAUUUUGCGAUGCCAUCUGUGGGUGGAAGUCCGAGUAUGGGCACAGGCUCGGGGGCUGCGGACUCGGCAUUGCCAGAAGAAAUGCAGCCACCCAGACCUCCAGGGCAACAUGCUGUAACCGUAUUGUGGUCCUUUGGAAAGUUCCUGGCUACACUUUUACCAGUUUAUCUGGCCGGAUACUUCGGGUUCAGUAUCAGCUUGGUUCUAUUCGGUCUCAUGGUCUACAUUGGAUGGAAACACAGCAGAAACGAGAAAGUAAUGCGUCUGCGGUCAGCUAUGUUCGUAUUGGAGAAUGAGAGAGCAUACACCACUGCGAGGGCUUUUAUGAGUAAACAGGAAUUACCCCCAUGGGUCAACUUCCCUGACGUGGAGAAGGUUGAGUGGAUGAAUCAGAUCCUGCAGCAGGCGUGGCCAUUUGUGGGUCUGUAUCUGGAGAAGUUGCUGGUCGAGACCAUUACUCCAGCCAUACGUGCAUCCAACACCCACCUGCAGAGCCUCAGCUUCACCACAGUCAACCUUGGGGAGAAGGCCAUGAAGGUGGUGGGAGUGAAGGCUCACACGGAACACGACAAGCGGCAGGUCUUACUGGACCUAUACAUUAGCUAUGCAGGUGAUGUGGAGAUCAAUGUGGAAAUCAAAAAGUACUUUUGCAAAGCAGGAGUGAAGGGAAUACAGCUACAUGGGAAGUUAAGGGUGAUCCUGGAGCCCCUGAUUGGGGAUGUGCCUCUGGUGGGAGCCAUCACCAUGUUCUUCAUCCGCAGACCUAAGCUGGACAUCAACUGGACGGGGCUGACCAACAUGCUGGAUAUCCCUGGACUCAAUGCCAUGUCGGACACUAUGAUAAUGGAUGCUAUAGCCUCAUACCUGGUCCUCCCCAAUCGCCUCACUAUCCCCCUGGUGGCCGACCUGCACGUUGCGCAGCUCCGCUCCCCUCUCCCACGGGGAGUGGUGCGUAUCCACCUGUUGGAAGCUGAGGAGCUGACAGCCAAGGACACAGUCAUUAAGGGGAUAAUAGACGGGAAGUCUGAUCCGUACGCUGUGCUGCGUGUGGGCACCCAGACCUUCACAUCACACACCGUGGACAGCAACCUCAACCCACAGUGGAGAGAGAUGUUUGAGGUGAUUGUCCAUGAAGUGCCUGGUCAGGAGUUGGAGGUGGAGGUGUUUGAUAAACUCUCUCCCUGGCUGUGUCUGCCCAACUCACUCCCUGGCUGUGUACUCCCUCCCUGGCUGUGUCUGUAUGACCAGUCUGUAAUGCCCAACCAGGAUGACUUCCUGGGCAGGGUCAAAAUGGAUCUAGAUGUCGUACACAAGGCCAGAGUUCUAGAUGAGUGGUUGAAGCUGAAGGAUGUUACAUCAGGCAGUGUUCACCUCCGUCUGGAGUGGCUCUCUCUGCUGUCCUCUGCUGACCGACUCAGUGAGGUUAUCCAGAGGAACCGGAAUAUGACCUGUAAGACUGGAGACCCUCCCUCUGCAGCCAUCCUGUCUGUCUACCUGGACCGUGCUCAGGACCUGCCUAGGAAGAAGGGCAAUAAGGACCCCAGCCCUAUGGUGCAGCUGUCUGUACAGAACACAACCAAGGAGAGUAGGAUCUGUUAUCUGACCUCUGACCCUGUGUGGGAAGAUGCCUUCACCUUCUAUAUCCAGGACCCUCGCAAACAGGGACUUGAUAUUCAUGUGAAGGAUGAUGACCGGGCUCGGUCUCUGGGCAGUCUGUCCAUCCCGCUGACCCGUCUGCUGGCUAGUCCUGACCUCAGCAUGGAUCAGUGGUUCCAGCUGGACAACUCUGGCCGCAUCUAUAUCAAUGCUGUUCUGAGGGUUCUGCAUUUAAAUGAAGAUGCCUCUCUUACCAGUUCCGUAUCUCCUCACCUCCCAAGCCCAGGGGCAGGCCACGGAGAUGGGGAUACCACGUCAGAGGUAGCCCUCGGGGGAGUGGGUGGAGCCCCCAAACCUGAACCCACACGACCCCAACAGACCACCCCUGACUCGGACUUCGCUAGUGAGGGAGUGCUGCGUAUCCACCUGGCAGAGGCCAGUAACCUGAUAGCCAAGGAUAACUUCAUAGGGGGCAUGGUGAAGGGGAAGAGUGACCCCUACGUCAAGAUCAGGGUGGCAGGAGUCACCUUCCGCAGCCACACCAUCAAAGAGAACCUGAACCCCUUCUGGAACGAACUCUACGAGAUCAUCUUAACCCAGCUGCCUGGUCAGGAGAUCCAGUUUGAGCUGUUUGAUAAAGAUCUGGACCAGGAUGACUUCUUGGGGAGGUUCAAGUUAAACCUGCAAGACAUCAUCAGCCCACAGUUCACUGAUGAGUGGUACACUCUGAAUGAUGUGAAGUCAGGUCAACUUCACCUGGUCAUGGAAUGGCUCCCCACGGUCUCAGAGUCCGCCAGACUAAAUCAGAUCCUGCAGUACCAGGCCCAGCAGCAGUACCAAAACAAGGCAGUGCCGUCGGCUGCUGUGUUGUUUGUGUACCUGGAGAGAGCCCACGGCCUGCCGUUGAAGAAGAAUGGAAAGGAGCCAAAAGUCGGGGCAGAGAUUUCGUUGAGGGCCAUGACAUACAAGACCAAGGUGUGCGAGUGCUCUACGUCUCCUCGGUGGGAUGAAGCUUUCCACUUCCUGGUUCGUGACCCUACAGAGGAACUCCUUAUAGUGAAGCUGUCCCACAGCUGGGGCCAGGCCAUGGGCACGGUGGUGUUGCCCCUGAGAGAGGUGCUGUCAGAGCAGGGCCUGGUGCUGGACCGAUGGCUGAGUCUGGACGGGGCCCUCCCAGAGAGCCAGAUUCUACUGAGGGCCACACUCAAGAUGUUGAACACCCAGCUGGCAGUGUGUCCUAGUGGUGUGUCCAGUGAUACUACUGGGGAGUGCAGUGAGGAGAGAGGCCAUGUCAUCCACAGACGGGACACUGAACCAAACCUGCGACACAGAUCACCGCUCUCUCAAUUAGGUGGUCAGAGCCCUGGCCAGGUGAAGCUGCAAAUUGGCUACUCAACAGAGGAGAACAGGCUGUUCAUCACCGUCCUCUCCUGCAGGGGCCUGCCAGCGUGUGGGUCUGCUAAGGACAGCUCCGACCCAUAUGUCUCAUUUAUCCUUCUGCCAGACAAGAACAGGACCACCAAGAGAAAGACCAUCACCAAGAAGAGAGACCUCAACCCUGAGUUUAACGAGAGGUUUGACUUUGACUUCACUCUGGAGGAGUGCAUGCAGAGAAGACUUGACCUGACUGUCAAAAACAACGUAUCCUUCAUGAGCAGGGAGAGAGAGCUCAUUGGAAAGUUACAGCUAGAUCUUGACCAGAUAGACCUGCAGAAUGGCGACACACAAUGGUACGAUUUAGUAGAGGAGACCAAUUAGAUGAGAGGAUGGCCUCACUUUCCUGCAGUGCAAUGUUACUUUUACUGUUGCUUCUUCUGUAUGGUUUAUUUUAUAUUUUUAUUCAACUAAUGUGCAAUAGGACCACCACUGAAGUGGCUUAUAUUUCCUACCAUCCCAACAAUAUCACCAUUUAUCUGUACAUUGAAUAAUUACAAAUGAUAGAUUUGGUUCCUCUUACGUAGGCUGUGUAAGAAAGAAUUCCUCAAUUCUAGAAUUCCUAAUUCGAGUCUGAAAAAGUGUUCUUUAGAAUCUUUUGUCUGAGUAGAUAUUUGAUAUGAAGGCACCUAUGUUGCUCCUAAAGGAAUCUAUCUUGAAAAGCACAACAUUUUUUUAUCAACCCCAUAGUUCAGAAAAUGCAGACAAAAUAGUGAACAUUUUAAACCUUCAGGUAUUUUGAGUUUUCUCAUCACUUCAGUUCUUAUUUACUACAAAAGUAAUUGUUCUCAGAGGGUACUUUCUUACUUUGUUGCAUUGUUUCGUUUGUUUUAUUGCAAAACUAUGUCAACCAUCUUGAGAUAAGUGUUUGAGUGUUAAUUGAGACCAAGGCCCAACAUACUGAGAAACGGGUACCGGUAGAUAUGAUGCUGAGGGUGCUGAAAUGUUAACCUGUAGUUUCACAGCGUUUAUGGGUCAUCAUGGAUGUUUACAAUCCUGAAGUUAUUACUUUUAUCUUUGUUAAAAAAAACACUUUUAUUUAAUCAAUCCUUUUGUUACACUGUUUUUCUGUUUCUAAUUUUGCCUUAUAUAUUCCAACACUGGGUAAUUUUUGAGAAGAUUGAGAAUGUUUAUGAUCUACUGAUUGUGUUCAUUCUGUUCCAAAUGAAGAAGUUUAGUAUGUUUUAUCAGAUUGAUUUAAAAGCUGAUUUUAUAAUUCAGGAAAUGUGUUAGGAAAUGACCCAGACAUCACAUUUGCCACUGAAAACACACUCUAGCUGUACAGUAAUGGACAGUCUGAAUCACUGUGCUUUUAUUUGAUAAAGAACAUAUGUGUAGAAGUUAAAUAUGUAGCUAUGUCACGAAUGUGUAUGUUCACAAUCCAAGACAGAAUUGUGUCAUAUACAGUAUGUUUGUGUGUGAUUGAAUGUAUGUGUAUGUGUUUGUUGUGCCAGUAGUGGCCUGAGUUCUGCAAUAAGUCAGUCAAUCAGUCAUGUUACAAGUUGUGUGUUAUAAAACACAAAGUCUUAGACAAAAUACACCCAAAGAGCCAGUUUCCUAGAUUCCUAGACACAUAUUAAGUCUAGUCCUGGACUAAGAAGCAUGUUCAAUGGAGAUUUAAUGGAGAGUGCUGUUUAGUCCAGGACUUAAUUUGUGAGUCCUGCUCUGAAAGAAGUGAGCAAAUUUUGUGACAAAGAAAUGUUCAUCCCCCACUGUCAUCUCACUGCCAAGAAUUGAAACAUGUAUUAAAAUACUUGAAAAUGUUUGUUGGCAUAUUUUUUAAAAAAAAGUAGAAAACAUGUUAUAUCAGACGAGAGUAGAGAGAGACGUAUAGUGAGAACAGCUCCUGCGCUUUCACACAUGCAUAACAAUCGCCACGUCUGUGUCGUCGCACUUUCAUUAAACGUUUGCACUUUCAAAAUCCCAGUCUGUUGGUCUUCUUUAUGCUGGGCGACAAAACAAAACAAAUGUCAACUUUUUUAAUCUUCUGAUAAAUCAAGAUGAUCCCAAUCUUCCCUCGUCCUGUUACUCACCUC
Molecule: messenger RNA, 5316 nt
Organism: Oncorhynchus masou masou (cherry salmon)
Lineage: Eukaryota; Metazoa; Chordata; Actinopteri; Salmoniformes; Salmonidae
Product: extended synaptotagmin-1-like
Exons: 31
Coding region: 260-3604 (1114 amino acids)
Biological process (GO): lipid transport
Cellular component (GO): extrinsic component of cytoplasmic side of plasma membrane; endoplasmic reticulum membrane
Molecular function (GO): calcium-dependent phospholipid binding; phosphatidylethanolamine binding; phosphatidylinositol binding
Source: RefSeq, a predicted model, not a curated record